AUUUUCUCUGUGGGAUUCAUUUCUCAGUUGUAUUUUUUCAUACUUUUUGCCUGUCUUGACAAUUUUCUUCUGGCUGUGAUGGCAUAUGACAGGUAUGUAGCCAUCUGUCACCCUCUGCACUACACCACCAUAAUGAGGGAUGGGUUGUGUGUGCUGCUGGUGGCUGCCUCUUGGAUUCUCUCUUGUGUCAUUGCUCUUUUGCACACCCUCCUCUUGGUCCGACUGUCUUUUUGUGCUGAUAAUACCAUCAUCCACUACUUCUGUGACCUCGCUGCACUCCUGAAGCUGAGCUGCUCAGAAACCUUCCUCAAUGAGCUGGUCAUAUACACUGAGGGAGGAAUGAUUUUCUUUUUGUGUUUUGGUGUUAUUUUGGGCUCCUAUAUCUUUAUAGGGACCAUCAUCCUGAGCGUGCCCUCCAAUAAGAGAAUCCUUAAAGCCUUUUCUUCCUGUGGCUCCCAUCUCUCUGUGGUGUCUUUAUACUACGGGACAGGUACAGGUGUUUACUUUUUCUCCUCAUCCUGGGGUUUCAAAGACAUAAUUGCUUCGGUCAUGUAUACAAUAGUUACCCCCAUGCUGAACCCCUUCAUCUACAGCCUGAGGAACAGAGAUAUAAAACAGGCCUUAGAGAUGUGUGUCAACUGGGUUAAGUUCUUUAAGAUGCAAUCACUAAAUCCUCUUGUUCCAGUCAGAAACACAGUGAGAUAUAUCUCCUAA
Molecule: messenger RNA, 714 nt
Organism: Myotis davidii
Lineage: Eukaryota; Metazoa; Chordata; Mammalia; Chiroptera; Vespertilionidae
Product: olfactory receptor 1J4-like
Exons: 1
Biological process (GO): G protein-coupled receptor signaling pathway
Cellular component (GO): membrane
Molecular function (GO): G protein-coupled receptor activity; olfactory receptor activity
Source: RefSeq, a predicted model, not a curated record